Molecule: messenger RNA, 1011 nt
Organism: Auanema sp. JU1783
Lineage: Eukaryota; Metazoa; Nematoda; Chromadorea; Rhabditida; Rhabditidae
Source: the annotation of a GenBank genome assembly
AUGCUUCUGACUGAUGUAUUAGCAAAACGGAUAAUUCGUCGAAUCACCAAAGAUCGACACGUUUGCGGAUUUUCGGAUGAAGAGCUGGGUCACAUACUAACACAAGCUCGUUCAAAGUUCGAAACAGAAGCAGCCACUCUGGUACUGUCUUCACCAAUCAUAAUCUUCGGCGAUAUUCAUGGACAACUGACUGACUUACUUAAAUUCUUCUCGAUUGUUGGCCCGCCGCCAAAAAACACUUUGCUGUUUCUAGGUGAUUACGUGGACCGCGGUAAACAGUCAUUGGAGGUUAUAACAUUAUUAUUUUGUUAUAAGAUACUAUACCCGACAUUCAUCUAUUUGGUACGCGGUAAUCACGAAUGUUCUCGAAUGAACUCCAUUUAUGGUUUUCAUGAAGAAUUAAUUCGAAAACGUUCAACUACUUUAUGGAAAAAGUUUAAUUCGGUGUUCGAUCAAUUACCAUUGUGCGCAACGAUUGGUAGGAAGAUCCUAUGCAUGCAUGGCGGCAUUUCACCCAAUAUAACGUGUUGGGACUCUUUGUUAUCCUUACAAAAACCACGUGGACCGAGUGAAUGUGAUGAAGGAUUAGCAUUAGAUCUCAUGUGGUCUGAUCCAACUUCAGAUGCUUGUUGCCCUAACUAUCAAUUCAAUCAAAAUCGAUAUACAUCCGUCAUGUUUGGUAAAAUGGCUGUGAAAAAACUAUGUGAACUUCUGCAACUGAACUUGAUAGUGCGAGCCCAUGAAGUUGUUCCUAAUGGACAUCUGUGGGACUUUGAUCGUCAUAUUGUCACCCUUUUCUCAGCUCCCAACUACUGCGGAACAGACGGAAAUGCUGGCUCAAUAAUGACGGUAUCUACGGACUACACAAUAUCUUUCUUAUCUUUGAAACCAACUCAACCAACACGGAAUCUUACUGAAGAGGAACAGACAAAGCUGAAGGAAAAGAUGAAAGAGAAAGAUGUUGUCAGCCCAGACCCUCUUGCACAACAGCAGAUGUUACACAAGAACUGA